AUGGCUAGAAUAAUUUUGAAAAAAGGAAGCAACAUAAAUCAUAAGGAUGCCAACGGAAUAUCUCCCCUUCAUAUCAGCGUCAAAUAUGGGCACCUAAACAUUGCCAAGUUCCUCAUCGAAAAUGAUGCCAACGUGGACAUAACAGACAAUGUUCGGACGAAACGGUGGAGCAGUAAAGAAGGCCCUUACCACAUAGGAGGGAUGCACGCCGAACGUGGACAGAGCCCCAUCUUUUACGCCAUAAUAAACAAGCACUACGACGUAAUACUCUCACACAACGCUUCUAACCGUUCCAAACAUUGCUAG
Plasmodium inui San Antonio 1 is the source of this 306-nucleotide messenger RNA. RefSeq lists its product as hypothetical. The transcript is spliced from 2 exons. Gene Ontology annotation, molecular function: protein binding. Bases 1 to 306 code for a protein of 101 amino acids. NCBI's taxonomy places the organism in Eukaryota, Apicomplexa, Aconoidasida, Haemosporida, Plasmodiidae. The record is from RefSeq and is a predicted model, not a curated record.